This is a messenger RNA of Etheostoma spectabile (orangethroat darter), 2395 nucleotides long. RefSeq names its product transmembrane protein 198. The record is from RefSeq and is a predicted model, not a curated record. Bases 630 to 1658 code for a protein of 342 amino acids. The transcript is spliced from 5 exons. Gene Ontology annotation, cellular component: plasma membrane. Lineage: Eukaryota; Metazoa; Chordata; Actinopteri; Perciformes; Percidae.
GGGCUUUAACGGCCCAACUGACGACGCUGGAUGGAGAUAGGGAGGGGGAUUGCCUCGGAGGGAAAACCUUUUUCUUCUUUGUUUUUUUAAGUGCCGUUUCCUUCAGCUGCGAGAAAAGGAGAAGGGAGGUGUGUGAGGGAGGAUGGUUAAGAUUUUCCAAGAGGAGGAGGUGGACUUGAAGUAGUUUGGUGUGGAGUCUCCGACGGGAACUUCAACGGUUAAUUUAGAUACAAAGUUGGGUGACUGACGGAGGAACCGCGGAGAAUGGAAACUAGCCUCCUCACAUCUGUGGUCACAGCUAGGUUCGCGUUUUAAAAUAUUUGCAUGAGGCCGGGAUAGGAAAAAACUAUGCCGUUGCUGGCGGUGCAGUGCAAGCCUGUGUGUUUAAAAAGAGUUUAGGCAACAACAACAAAAACCUGUUUUCCCUGCUAUACUCUACUGCCGCUUUUUUUGUCAGCGAAUGGUGGUUGGCGUUUUUUCCGUUUGGCAGGACGGAUUGUCAAGGAGAAGUUAACCUUGCUGCCGAACACACAGGCACAUCGUCCCCAGACCUGCUCAGAUGGACUUGAGAUAACGCCACCAGAAGUUCCACCCUUGUCCCGAACUCCAGCCUCUCACAUUCACCCAGAAUGGCAGAUCCCACCAGGCUGAGCUCUGAAGGGGCCGGGGCAGGCGCUGCCCAGUUCGACGCCUGUAGUUUGGAGAUAGAGAGGAAGUAUGAUGUCAUCCCUGCUGUCAUCUGCUCCAUGUGUUGCCUGUUUGGCAUCAUCUAUUGCUUCUUUGGUUACCGCUGUUUCAAGGCUGUCAUGUUCUUGUCUGGUCUGAUGUUUGGCGCUGUCAUUAUUUUCCUGCUGUGUCACAAGGAGCACGUACUGGACACCCAGCUGAGCGUGGAGGCCAGCGCAGGUAUCGGCCUCGGUAUCGGGCUGCUGUGCGGUCUGGUGACUAUGCUGGUGCGAAGCGUCGGCCUCUUCAUGACUGGCCUGCUGCUUGGCCUCCUCCUGGCUCUCGCCGCCCUGCUGGUCACUCACCAGUUCUACACUCCAACCACAGUCUGGGUCCCACUGGGUACACUUCUGGGAACAGGCAUGCUGUUUGCUGUGCUGACACUCCAGUGGCAAAAGCUCUUCACCAUGCUCUCCACGGCUGUGUUCGGGGCAGCUAUCAUGACAGUGUGUGCUGAUUACUUUGUGGAGAUGCUGGUUUUGGCCACGCAUGUGUAUAAUUGCUUGCGCCUCACACCUGGGCCCCCUCUCUGCUGGUACAGCUGGGUCAUUCUGGGCAUCUGGCCCGCCCUCAGCCUCAUAGGAGUACUGGUCCAGUGGAAACUGACAGAUGACAGCUUCUCACACACUGAGGUCGUUAUCAGCCGGAGACAGAAGAGAGUCCAGCUGAUGCGGAUUCGAGAGAAGGACGCCAAGAAGCGACAGCAGGCAGGUGGGCAGGAAGGCACGUACCGCCGUAAACCCACCCCAGUGAAACGUUACGCUGGGGAUCUACUGGCACCGAGCUACCUGCAAAGUCUGCGGGACAGACAGAUGGGUACAGGCACUUCCCUUAGCAGCCUGGGCACUGCCAACCACACCAUGAUCGAUUUGGACUUUGACACCGGGUCCACUGCGCCCCUUACAGCUACAACCCCAGUCGUCAGGGUCUGAGCGAAACAGAGAUAAGGGACUACUUGGUGCUCUCUGGUUCUUCAAAUGUGUCUUCCUAACGUUGUUCCUAAGUCGUAGAGUUAAAAAACUGCUCCCCUCGGCUAAAGGUUUAUUUUGCCCUUUUAUUUGGAGCGAGGACUUGUGUCAGUCCUGGGUGUUCGGUGAAAGAGAAUGCUGCUUUUUGGGGUGAUGAAAGAAGUGUCACCGGUUUAGUGAAAGCUAUAAUAUAACCACUGCAACCACUGUGUUUCUCAGAGAAACACUUAAAAUAGAUACUAACAAAGUAAGGUCCUCCAUUUCUUCUCAUGUAUUAAAUACAUAAACCGCAUGCACGAGCCUCAAAACCUGAUGUAUUUCUGUUUUAGUAGUGAAUAUGACAAAGCAGUUUGUUUGACAUUACAUGUACUGUACUUAAAAAAAGUUAGCCAUUGCCAUAAAGUGUUGUGGUAUUACCUGUCUUACUUGUUUAACUGUGCGCUUGUAGAAUUUGUGAAAGUUUAUCACUAAAAUGACUUUGUAUUUUUUUUAGACAAAGUUGGGUGAGAAAGUAAAAUGAGGCAUGCAGAUACAUGGAGUAUAAGAAAGGGAAGCAAAUACUAAACGGGGCAAAAAAGGUUUGUAUUUCCUGACAGAAUACAGUAGGUGAAGAAUUUAGACUGUUGUGUAUGCGUGUGGAGUAAACGUUUUAUAAUUUAAUUUAUAUAAUGACCAAGUACGUGGUAGGGUUGAAAAAAGGA